AUGAAAGCCCAAUCUUAUAUCAUCAGUACCCUCUUCUGGUUCUCCUCUCUCCAGUUGAUUUUCUGCGGUUUAGUUCGUAAUGUUGGUGCGGCAGAUUUGACCGCAAACUGUACCAACGAUUUUGAGAAGGUGGUCCCGUGCCUGAACUUUGUGACAGGGAAGGAGGCGACGCCGAUUAAGGAUUGCUGCUCUUCGGUCACGGAGAUUAGAGACAAUCACCCGGAGUGCUUGUGUUACUUUAUUCAGCAGACUUAUAAUGGUAGCGAGCAGAUCAAGAGUCUGGGUGUCCAAGAGGAUAGGCUGCUUCAGCUUCCUUCUGCAUGCAGUCUGAAAAACGCUAGCAUUAGUUAUUGCCCCAAGCUGCUCGGAAUAUCUCCUACAUCCCCAGACGCUGCAGCCUUCACAAAUGAUUCUACAGCGACUCCCAGUAGUUCUGCAUCAUCAACAGGCAUACCAUCUUCACCAGCAAACUCUAAUGAUUCCAGCCUCGGAUUUAGAGUCGUCGUUGCACCCCACUUGGCUGGGCUGCUGGCGAUGGCUCUUAUAACCAUCAUUCUCUUUGCAUUCCCAAUUAGUAGUACUCCUACUGGAUCAUCCUUUCUCUCGCUCGUUUGA
Molecule: messenger RNA, 615 nt
Organism: Juglans microcarpa x Juglans regia
Lineage: Eukaryota; Viridiplantae; Streptophyta; Magnoliopsida; Fagales; Juglandaceae
Product: non-specific lipid transfer protein GPI-anchored 1-like
Exons: 2
Coding region: 1-615 (204 amino acids)
Source: RefSeq, a predicted model, not a curated record